UUCUUUGUUUUUGAAUAAAAACUUUCUCAAUUUCUUUCAACAAAGAAAUUAAGAAAGUAUUAAAAUAAAUUUCAGAAAUGGAAGCAUCAAAGAUAAACCAAUUCUUUGUUGCAAUGGUAGUGGUCAUGAUGAUGGCAGCAUCAAAUGUUUCAGCUCAAGAAGCACCAGCUCCAAGUCCUACAUCUGAUGCUACAACCCUCUUUGUGCCAACAAUAAUGGCUUCCUUUGUUGCUCUUGUUUUUGGAUUUGUUUUCUAAAUUUAUGAGCAAUAUGAUUGCAAUUCUUUAGAGGAUUUGUUUAUAUUAUUGUUGUGGAUUAAAUUAUGAUUCAUAUUAUUAUGUAAUACAUUGAUUUCUAAUUUA
Messenger RNA from Vicia villosa (hairy vetch), 362 nucleotides. Its product is annotated as arabinogalactan protein 21-like. Lineage: Eukaryota; Viridiplantae; Streptophyta; Magnoliopsida; Fabales; Fabaceae. The record is from RefSeq and is a predicted model, not a curated record. The transcript has a single exon. Bases 78 to 257 code for a protein of 59 amino acids.